UUAGGUUGGCGGCUAUGGGCACUGGGGGCGGGUGGCUUUUGCUGCCGCCGCCGCCAGCGACCCGUCGUCGGGGUCCUGCGUGAGGUCCGGCUGGCCCGGACUCGCCUGUGGGGUGGGAUGGACUGGUUACCGGACCAAGUCCCCUGCAGUUGGCAGGAGUAUGGGGCGGAGUGAUGCACGCCCCGGCGCCCAGUGUCGUUCUAGUUGUCAGAGGCAUCACUUCGGACCGUGCGCUGCCGGUGGCUGCGGUCCCGAGCCGGGAGCCCCUUUGCCGGGGUUGGAACUACGCUGCGCGGCCAGCGGGAGGUCCCCAAGGACGGAGUCGAAAGGUCAUAUCUUAUCUGUCAGUGCUGUGUACAGCAUCCCGACCGCACCUGCAGAGCCGGAACUAGGUCCGUAAUGCCUCCUGCCUGGCUCUUUCAAGAUGGAGGAGAAACCGGUGGGAGAGCCUACUCAAGUGGUGUCUAAAUUCAAACUUUCCACCAAGGGAGAGAGUGCAGGACACUGGCUGGUGGAGGACCAUGCGCGGAUAUGGGAAGUUCUAAAGACAGAGGAGAGCUCGAUUCAGGACUGGGGUGAAGAGGUAGAGGAAGGAGCUGUUUACCAUGUCACCCUCAAAAGAGUCCAGAUUCAACAGGCUGCCAAUAAAGGAGCAAGAUGGCUAGGGGUUGAAGGGGACCAGCUGCCUCCAGGACACACAGUCAGUCAAUAUGAGACCUGUAAGAUCAGGACCAUAAAAGCUGGCACCUUGGAGAAGCUUGUGGAGAACCUGCUGACGGCGUUUGGGGACAAUGACUUCACCUAUAUCAGCAUCUUUCUGUCCACAUACAGAGGCUUUGCCUCCACCAAAGAGGUGCUGGAGCUGCUGCUGGACAGGUAUGGAAACCUGACAAGCCCAAACUGUGAAGAGGAUGAAAGCCCCAGUUCAUCAGAGUCUAAGAUGGUGAUCAGGAAUGCAAUCGCCUCAAUCCUGAGGGCCUGGCUUGACCAGUGUGCAGAGGACUUCCGAGAACCCCCUCACUUCCCUUGCUUACAGAAACUGCUGGAUUAUCUCAAACGGAUGAUGCCAGGCUCCGAUCCGGAGAGAAGAGCGCAAAAUCUUCUGGAGCAGUUUCACAAGCAAGAAGUGGAAACUGACAAUGGGUUUCCCAACACCAUCUUCUUCAGCCUGGACGAGGAAGAGGAACCGGAAGGUGGAGGGCCUGCAGAAUUCACGUGCUUCCCAGAAGACCUUGUGGCAGAGCAGCUGACCUACAUGGACGCUCAACUAUUCAAGAAAGUAGUGCCUCACCACUGCCUGGGCUGCAUUUGGUCUCAGAGGGAUAAGAAGGAAAACAAACAUUUGGCUCCUACCAUCCGUGCCACCAUCUCUCAGUUUAACACCCUCACCAAAUGUGUUGUCAGCACCAUCCUGGGGGGCAGAGAACUGAAAACUCAACAGAGAGCCAAAGUCAUCGAGAAGUGGAUUAACAUUGCUCAUGAAUGUAGAAUCCUGAAGAAUUUUUCUUCCUUGAGGGCCAUCAUUUCGGCACUGCAGUCCAAUUCCAUCUAUAGGUUAAAAAAGACCUGGGCCGUCGUCCCAAAGGACCGGAUGCUGAUGUUUGAAGAGCUUUCAGAUAUCUUCUCUGACCAUAAUAACCAUUUGACCAGCCGGGAACUCCUAAUGAAGGAAGGAACCUCAAAAUUUGCAAACCUGGACAGCAGUGUGAAAGAAAACCAGAAGCGGACUCAGAGGAGGCUUCAGCUCCAGAAGGACAUGGGUGUGAUGCAGGGAACCGUGCCCUACCUGGGCACCUUCCUGACCGACCUCACCAUGCUUGACACUGCUCUUCAGGACUACAUUGAGGGUGGGCUGAUAAACUUUGAGAAAAGGAGAAGGGAAUUCGAAGUGAUUGCCCAAAUAAAACUCUUACAGUCUGCCUGCAACAGCUAUUGUAUGACCCCAGACCAAAAGUUCAUCCAGUGGUUCCAGAGACAGCAGCUUCUAACAGAGGAGGAAAGCUACGCCCUGUCCUGCGAGAUUGAAGCGGCUGCUGACGCCAGUGCCACCUCUCCCAAGCCUCGGAAGAGCAUGGUGAAGAGGCUCAGCCUACUCUUUCUGGGGUCGGACAUGAUUACCAGUAGCACUCCCACCAAAGAGCAGCCCAAGUCCACUGCCAGUGGGAGCUCUGGUGAAAGCAUGGACUCUGUCAGCGUGUCGUCCUGUGAGUCAAACCACUCAGAGGCCGAGGAGGGCUCUAUCACCCCCAUGGACACACCGGAUGAGCCUCAAAAAAAGCUCUCUGAGUCUUCCUCAUCAUGUUCCUCUAUCCAUUCCAUGGACACAACUUCCUCAGGGAUGUCGUCCUUAAUAAACCCCCUCUCCUCUCCUCCAUCCUGCAACAACAACCCCAAAAUCCACAAGCGCUCCGUCUCUGUGACAUCCAUUACCUCGACAGUGCUGCCUCCCAUUUACAACCAACAGAACGAAGACACCUGCAUAAUCCGCAUCAGUAUAGAGGACAACAAUGGCAACAUGUACAAGAGCAUCAUGUUGACGAGCCAGGAUAAAACCCCCGCCGUGAUCCAGAGGGCGAUGCUGAAGCACAACCUGGACUCGGACCCAGCGGAGGAGUACGAGCUGGUACAGGUCAUCUCGGAGGACAAAGAACUAGUGAUCCCAGACUCAGCCAAUGUCUUUUAUGCCAUGAACAGCCAAGUGAACUUUGACUUCAUUUUACGCAAAAAGAACUCCAUGGAAGAACAAGUGAAAUUGCGUAGCCGGACCAGCUUGACAUUGCCCAGGACAGCUAAACGGGGCUGCUGGAGCAAUAGGCACAGCAAAAUCACCCUCUGAAGCGAGGGACCAAUGGCCCCUUGCUCGCCAAAGGCGGAGCGGGGCUGAGAACAGGCCGUGGUGAUUGCAACGACCAUCCAGUGUUAGAGGAUCAUUGGUGAAGUCCACAGCUAUUUAUUGAGUACCUCUGGUGUGGAAGGCACUAUGACAGGCAUCGUGGGGGAAAUCGGAGAUGAGUUUGACAUGAAAAGGAUGAAUGUUUCACUGAUUCUCUUUGACCUAUUUGAGACUGAAAUGCAAAAUUAUCCACUUUUAUAAAUAAAUAUAUAUGUACACAUA
Molecule: messenger RNA, 3115 nt
Organism: Neofelis nebulosa (Clouded leopard)
Lineage: Eukaryota; Metazoa; Chordata; Mammalia; Carnivora; Felidae
Gene: RGL1
Product: ral guanine nucleotide dissociation stimulator like 1
Exons: 19
Coding region: 425-2836 (803 amino acids)
Biological process (GO): Ras protein signal transduction; positive regulation of GTPase activity
Cellular component (GO): plasma membrane
Molecular function (GO): guanyl-nucleotide exchange factor activity
Source: RefSeq, a predicted model, not a curated record